AUGAAGAAACAGUGGGAGAUUGCAACGAAUCUGCUGGUACGAGAUGCUCCUUUGCAAGUGGUGCAGGGAAACACGGUUACAACGCGACUAUCUGAAGUAGAGGCAGCAAGGGCAAGCCUUGAAGAGCAGAUUUCCCAAAGCUACGAUGGCAACGUUCUUCUGCUUUGUAAGCGGUGUCGUUCCACGGUGGCAGCUUUGAGAUUUUGCACAGGCAGCUCCAGGCACUUCAACCCGCACGGAUACCUGUUCCAUAUCGGCGAGUUUUCAAGGGCGGCUGGAGUGAAAGCAGUCGGUGAGGCCUACGACACAGACUCCUGGUUCGAAGGGUAUGCGUGGCGCAUGGGCGUAUGCCGCCAUUGCCAGACCCAUCUGGGCUGGCGCUACGAAGGCGCUGUGAACUCUGGCACAUUUUGGGGCUUGAUCUGGAACCGCAUGCUGAAGGAGGCCAACUUCCGAAACCUGACCAAAGACGACCUCUGGAAGGCAUUCUUUGAGAAGCGGGUGCAGUACAAACGUCGAGAGCCAAACGGCUCGCUCUCCGAGGAGCUAGAGAACUCCAGCGACCAAGUGGACUGGGACUUGGUGAUGGAGGCAUUCCAUGUCCUGUCCGGGCACGAGGCGCGCUCGGCCUACGAGCAGGGCAACCUGGCUUCCCAUGCACAGCGGCAGCUUCUUGGGCUUCGGGUCAUGCACGAAGCCAGGGUCCACGAGGAGCAGAGGCGACAAGCCAAGGAGGCUGCAGCUGUAGAAGAUCAGGAAUGA
Messenger RNA from Symbiodinium sp. CCMP2456, 762 nucleotides. NCBI's taxonomy places the organism in Eukaryota, Dinophyceae, Suessiales, Symbiodiniaceae. The record is from the annotation of a GenBank genome assembly.